AUUUUUUUUUUCAAAUGGAACUACCACUAUUUUAUUUCGCUAUUCGAUUGUCUUUUGUGUUCUCUUCAAAUUUUAUAAAGGCUGUCCCCAUAGUUUGACAAAAGUACCUACCCAUUCAUUAAUAACAUGGUUAGGUAUAUAUCGGAGUAGGCUGUGAUAAUAAAAAACAAAAGUAUACCAGAAAGUAAACAAGUAUCACAAAUUUAUUAUUUGCUGCAAGUGUGCUUUCAAUUUCGAAAUAAAAUAAUAUUAAUUAAAAAGGUGAAUUUCGAAAAAAUCAACAAAUUGUUUUAGAUAAGUAAAGGGCAGAAUCGCGUAUGCGGCUAACCACAGCAAAUUGCCUUGGAUAGGAAAUAACGACGGCGGGUGUUGUCACUACCUCUGUCCUUGUCUAAAGUCGCUACCUACCGUUUGCAAAAAACAUCUGUAAUAUCAAGAAUGCUAAUGAUAAAAGGAAAUUUGACAUUUACCCCAAAAAAAUUAUAAAAGUAUAAAAAAAUCCUGUUCUUGGGAAUGACUAAUAACGCAAUAAAAAACACAGACAUUUCGCCACGUUCUCAAGAACAGCAGAAAAAGAUAGUCGUCUCCAUUGUAUUAAGUGAAUCCGCGGCGAGCCAAUUAAAAUUAAAUGUACCUUACGUGGAAGACUUGGAGGGUGAAAGUAGUAGUCAAGCGGUUGGACCGUACAUGAAAAGAUCUGUCUCGAGUGUGUAUAAUUUAAGCAAGUUGUUUGAGAGUAAUGACGUUUUAAAGAAGCGACGAAUUUUAACGGACACUGCUUAUUUCUCAUCUAAAGCAGCCGAUUCUUCGUCAUCCGUGGAGUCAAACGAAGAAGCAGAGAUUAUUAGUGAUGGGAGUUCGGAUGAAAAAUUGAAACCUGUGGAGGUGCUGACGCGACCACUACUUUCAGUCAAUAGUACGGCUCAUGGAGGUCAUAUUAAGUGCAAACGUAACAAUAUAUACAUAUCGGUGGUAGACAGAAGGGAUAGCUCCGAUUGGUUUAAUAUCUGCAGAAUUUGCCAUGGCGGUGAGAGUAUCGGCGAUUUACUUUCGCCAUGUCGCUGUCGUGGCUCGAUAGCAUUGGCCCAUAUGGACUGCCUGGAAAAGUGGUUGAAGGAAUCCUCCAACAGUCACUGCGAAUUAUGCAAAUACCAUUACACGAUAGUUCGAGAACCUAGAUAUGGGGUACUAAAAUCGGUUCUUGUUUUCAUAUUAAAUCCGGGUGAACGAUUUUGGGAUAUGGCGCUAGAUUUGGUUGGUUUCGUUAUUUAUACUGCAGCAACAGUUUUAUCCACGUAUACUCUGUCUGUACUGUGCACUGCCGCAACAAAAUCUACGAGCACACGAUUUGGUUCACCACAAAUAAUAGGAUUCAGUUCCGUCUUGGGAAUUGCCGUAAUUGAAUUCACCUACACAUCUUGGCUAUUAGAAAGCUUAAAAAAACACCUCCUUGCUUGGGAAGUGUGGAACCGUAAUAACUGCGAUUUAAAGGUGAUUCUAUCAAAGAGUAAACAGCCAAUUAAAUACCAAGUGGAAGACUCGGACUGAAACAAUUAAAAAAAGUUAAACCCAUAGAAUUUAUUAUUGACAAUUUUAAUCUCUUCCCACUUUAUGGGUGUGUUCAGGUUUAUCGACCCGAUAAAUAUCUUGGGCUAAAUUGAAGUACCCCAGGUAUUCGACCGUGUCGGGCGUGGUGUCGAUAUGAUAAUGGCCACCUUCUCCGUGAUAGCUGAAGCUGUGAAAAUGCUGCACUCGCAAAUCGAGGUCCUGAAAAUGAGGAUUGAAAAAGUGAGACAGUUAACUCCCGCUUACGUAAUCGCCGGUAAUAAGAGUGCCGUUGGCGAUUAAAGGUGCGGACAUUUCGUAAAACUUUAACCACUGAUUAAUCUCAUCGUCGGAGUUUAUAGCUGUCUCCGAAAAGUGGGGCAUUACGUGUUGCUUCGCUUUUCCCUCCCUCAAUAGAAAGGUACCACCUAAUCCUAUAAUGAAAAUGCAAAAUUUUUAGUCUCGUAUUGGCGACUCUCGUUAAGUUGAAGCACCAGCGCGCAGCCGUCUCUUAGUAAUUUAACGUUCGGCCAAAAUUUCUACCAGUAACGCCGCCAUUGGGAAUAUUUGAAUUUGCCUCAACUGAGCCACCACGCAUUGUGCUAAUGCGUCUGCUUAACGUGGGUCGCCUGUACGAGGUGGUGACUUGACGAACGCACCAUAGGAAUUUCAAUAAUCAUUUUUUUAAUUUCCGAUUAUUGGCUCCCGUAAUUAUUUUAGAUAUAAAGUCUUUUUAGGUUUUUUGUAGAGAAAAAAACUGUCGCGUUUAGAAAGUCAUGUAUGCCAUGGAAUUAUGGAAAAAAAACAAAAGCGCCUGCAUUUGCCAUUAGUUAGCUUUCAUUGAUCUCAUGGCACCACUGAUUUUCUUAAAAGCGCCAGUUUUUAGCAAUAUAAUUUCUUGGUUUCAAAGUUGAAAAAAUUAAAAACUAUAGUAUAUGCAUGGAUUUGUAAUUUUUUUCUAUACAAAAUACCUAAAUACACCUUAUCUCUAAAAUAAUUAGGGAAGCCGAUAAUCAGAAAUGAAAAAAUUAAAAACGGUUACCUAAAAUUCGAUUUCCGUAAUGAUCAGCCAGUACACCUCGUAUACUCGCAAUGAAAUCCAUGCAGCCGACUCGCUUCUUUACAUGAACUUGCAGAACCUAAACUAACACUGCACCAGUUUAAUUUAAGACUUGCUACUACCUGCCCAGGUUUUCCUUCGCAUAUGAAAAAGUUCCCAAGUAAUGCGAAGCGCGUUUCUGUUGUCGGGAGUUGUUCUUGCACAGGCGUUCCGUCUGUUUGGUUCACUUUAACGAUACGAGUUUGCUGUUUGACUAAACUAUUUUCGAUAUUGAUAUUCAUAAUUGCCUGUGGGAAUGUUAUGCUUCGCAAAGUAUUUGCAUUGUAAAACUUUUACCUCACAAUUAACGGUGGCGUAGGGAUGUGGACCUGCACCUGCUCCUAUUAUGAAAGCUGACUUCAUUUUUACUACAUCGGGAAUAUCGCACAAAUCAUACACCUUGUCAUAUUGUACGAAAGGUACAAGGUAAGGAGGUCCUCCAACAUCCAUCAUAUGAGUGUUACCAUUUAAACCUAGAUUAACAUUGAGACUUCAUUUUUGAAGCCAAUUUCAAUUUAUUUAUUCGACAAACCUUUAUUGGCCAAUGUAAAAGGCAUUUGUGUAAGAUCAGGGCAGUUGACCACCUCAACUUUGACAUCUUGAAAAUGUUUCUUCAGUCCCUUGUUUAAAACUACAACCUCUGCAUGUAAACGAGUCAAAAUUUAGCACUCAUACCAUCUGCAAUUUCUUCAAGGGGUGGAACAUGUAACGGUUUACAUUCAAUAGGCAACACUUUCAUAUCCAACGCCAUGGCUCUAAAACUAGGUUUUGUAGUUCAUCAACUGAUUUAUUCUAAUUUAAGUAAAGGUAUUUCGUAGUUGCACACGUUGAUAAGAUAAUGUUUAUUUUUUUAGAUUACUUGACCUUACUUAUCAUUGUAAAAUUACAUCACAAUAUAUUUUGUUGUUGACUGGAAGAUAUGGAUUGUGGUUAUUAACUCCAAUAACUGUACAACUGUGUAAACAAAUUAGGAAAAUUUUGACUAUUCUGGGAAUGAUUACCUAC
Molecule: messenger RNA, 3649 nt
Organism: Photinus pyralis (common eastern firefly)
Lineage: Eukaryota; Metazoa; Arthropoda; Insecta; Coleoptera; Lampyridae
Product: E3 ubiquitin-protein ligase MARCH3-like
Exons: 3
Coding region: 514-1548 (344 amino acids)
Biological process (GO): protein ubiquitination
Molecular function (GO): ubiquitin-protein transferase activity; zinc ion binding
Source: RefSeq, a predicted model, not a curated record